AUGGGCGAUGAUGGCCAGAUCUUGAUGGCACCGGCAUGUGGAUGUGAUCGGGAGUCAAUCAAUUCGGAUGUGGAUGUGGAUGCGGUGGCCUCCACGGCUGAGGGCUCCCAUUCCCUGCGACUUCUGGUUCUCCUUGGUCUUCUACUGGCCACUCAGGGAGGAGUCUUGGAUCGGGAUAAUACUCUGCCGAUGGCCUCUUUACCUGAAGAAACUAAGACCGCAGAGGUCAAGCAGGAAGUGACCAACGGAAACCAGGAAACUCAAGCUCAAUUGACUAGCUCCUCCAAUCCCCAAGAUCUUCCGGCAAACCCGAUUUCUGAAGCUACUAAACCCGUAGAACUGAAAGUUACCAAUGAAAAUCAGGCAACACAAACUCAGAAGGCCAACUCCAUCAAUGCCCAAGUUGUCCAGGAAAGCCAGGCUCCCUCUGAUGUCAUUAAGCCCAUAGAGGUUGUACCAGAAGUCACCAAAGAAAGUCUAGAAAUCCAACCCAUUUCCAAUGAGAUACCUAAGGAUCAAGAACUGCCCAAAUCAGAUGUGAGCACUCAAAACCUUCCUAAUGUCCAGGAAAGCCAACCCCAGCUGGUGCACGCCAAGGUAGAUCCUUCUGAUGACAUCAAAUCCGUAGAAGUUGCACCAAAAAUCACCAAUAUAAACCAGGAAGUCGAAGUGCAAGAAGUCCAACCCACUUCCAAUGAGAUACCCAAGGAUCAGAGACUGCCUAAAAAAGAAGUAGUCCCUGCUCAAAACCUCCCCAAUACUCAGGGUCGAUCUGUUCAAGACCUGGACAAGAUCUUCAAGUACCCGGAAGUGCAAUUGAUUGACGGAUCUUUAUCCUCUUCCAACCAGUAUCAGAACCUCUACAACAAAUACCAAUCCCAUCCAAAGGUGGAAAUCAUUUCCGUGGUGAACACCACUACAGCGGAUGCCAAUGUGACAGAGCAAAUCCGCAACCAGACCAUCUACUAUUCCAACCAGAAGAAGACCGGAUUUCCCUUUCCCUUCCUGCCCAAUCCCUUCGAGAAACUAGAGCAGCAGCAACCCAUCUAUAUUAAUCUAAAUCAGACUGCCAACUCCACAGGCAAUGUGACCUACCAGACCCAUAUCCACGGGGGGACCAAGCCAUUCCCCUACCUGCCCAAUCCCUUUACGGACUUCCCCAACGUUGUGGGUCUCAGCUUGGUGCUUCUUCCGAAUCCCUUCUACGUAAACAAGUAUCAGAGCCAGAACGUGACUGGAUCGCAGGGUAAUGUGACAUACGAUUACAUUGGAAAGCUCCGAGCCUUUUCGGAGGAAACCCAAAAGGAGCAGAAACAGCGUCAGCAGCAAUCUCAGAAGCCCAAUUUCUACCUGAUCCCCAAUCCUCUGGCCAAUCAGGUUUCCAAAGAUGGUCAAAAGGGCGAUGCCAAUGUCGUGCUGCCCGUGAAUUUAGCUGCUCUGCCUCUUUUGGUUCCCGCUCCGGAAAUGUUCCAAGGCAAGGCUUCUUCGGGCAGUAUCAGCUUCCAGGAUCUGAUCAAGGCCACCAAUGUGCAUGUGAGUCAGCCUCUUAAGCUCCAGGCCAACAACGGUCUUAGCCAAAUUCAGAAGGAGCGGGCUGCCAUCCAGCAGCUGAUCCUCAGCCAUCUCAGCGAGCAGCAGAAACGGUUCGAGAAGCAAUCUUUGGGAAGCGGAAAGAGCUCCCAGUCGGCUGGACCGGUUGGAGUCGUCCAGGAGGAGGAGGAGAGCUCUGUUCUGUUCGCUGUGGAGAUCCCGAAGCCCAUCUACCGAUUCUUCAAGGGCAUCUUUGGGGGUUUCUCCAAAUGAGAAGCAGGACGAAGAUCAACCCGUCGGAAUGAACAAUCAAGAACUAUAGAAGAACUAGGAUAGAGCACACAUUAAUAUUCAUAAAUAUUCAUUAAAUAAAGUAAAUUGCAUACCCACCUUA
Messenger RNA from Drosophila subpulchrella, 1924 nucleotides. RefSeq lists its product as uncharacterized. The coding region runs from base 1 to 1803 and encodes 600 amino acids. The record is from RefSeq and is a predicted model, not a curated record. The transcript is spliced from 3 exons. NCBI's taxonomy places the organism in Eukaryota, Metazoa, Arthropoda, Insecta, Diptera, Drosophilidae.